Canis lupus familiaris (dog) is the source of this 1460-nucleotide messenger RNA. RefSeq names its product cAMP responsive element modulator (gene CREM). NCBI's taxonomy places the organism in Eukaryota, Metazoa, Chordata, Mammalia, Carnivora, Canidae. The record is from RefSeq and is marked provisional. Bases 1 to 1035 code for a protein of 344 amino acids. Gene Ontology annotation, molecular function: RNA polymerase II cis-regulatory region sequence-specific DNA binding; DNA-binding transcription factor activity, RNA polymerase II-specific; protein binding. Gene Ontology annotation, biological process: regulation of transcription by RNA polymerase II. Gene Ontology annotation, cellular component: ATF4-CREB1 transcription factor complex; nucleus. The transcript is spliced from 8 exons.
AUGACCAUGGACACAAUGGAAUCUCAGCAGGAUGGAAGUGUAACAGAUUCUGUGGCAGAGAACGAAUCUGCACAUAUGCAGAACCAGACUGGUCAAAAUUCAAUCCCUACUUUAACUCAGGUUUCUGUAGCUGGAUCAGGCACCGGAAGAGGCUCCCCAGCUGUAACUCUAGUACAGUUACCUUCGGGCCAAACUGUUCAUGUCCAGGGAAUAAUUCAGACACCACAGCCAUCGGUUAUUCAGUCACCACAAAUACAAACUGUUCAGGUAGCAACAAUUGCAGAGACAGAUGAGUCUGCAGAAUCAGAAGGUGUAAUUGAUUCUCAUAAACGUAGAGAAAUCCUUUCACGAAGACCCUCUUAUAGAAAAAUACUGAAUGAACUUUCCUCUGAUGUGCCUGGUGUUCCCAAGAUUGAAGAAGAAAAAUCAGAGGAAGAAGGAACGCCACCUAACAUCGCUACCAUGGCAGUACCGACUAGCAUAUAUCAGACUAGCACGGGGCAAUACAUUGCUAUAGCCCAAGGUGGAACAAUCCAGAUUUCUAACCCAGGAUCUGAUGGUGUUCAGGGACUACAGGCAUUAACAAUGACAAAUUCAGGAGCUCCUCCACCAGGUGCUACAAUUGUACAGUAUGCAGCACAAUCAGCUGAUGGCACACAGCAGUUCUUUGUCCCAGGCAGCCAGGUUGUUGUUCAAGAUGAGGAAACUGAACUUGCCCCAAGUCACAUGGCUGCCGCCACUGGUGACAUGCCAACUUACCAGAUCCGAGCUCCUACUACUGCAUUGCCACAGGGAGUAGUGAUGGCUGCCUCGCCAGGAAGUUUGCACAGUCCCCAGCAACUAGCUGAAGAAGCAACACGCAAACGAGAGCUGAGGCUAAUGAAAAACAGGGAAGCUGCCCGGGAGUGUCGCAGGAAGAAGAAAGAAUAUGUCAAAUGUCUUGAAAAUCGUGUGGCUGUGCUUGAAAACCAAAACAAGACUCUCAUUGAGGAACUCAAAGCCCUCAAAGAUCUUUAUUGCCAUAAAGCAGAGUAACUGUCUUUGACUUGGACCUUGUUUACUGUGAACUCUAAUCAAGGCAGGAGAUGCAGCAAUUCUACUAAUUGCCAUGUGGACUUGUGGAAGGGACACUUGUGACCCUUGAGAAUCCAGUGUGGCUUAGUGUUUGACAUUGAAUUGGGUAUGCUGUUCCAAGAUUUGGAAUGCAGCCAUGAUCAGAUUUACCAAGCUUACUUCAGUCUGCUUGUCAAUAGCACGCAAAAAAAAUGUUUUGUUUGCCCUCUUGCUUCUACUUUUUUUCAGGGAAGCUGCUAAAGAAUGUCGACGUCGAAAGAAAGAAUAUGUAAAAUGUCUGGAGAGUCGAGUUGCAGUGCUGGAAGUUCAGAACAAGAAGCUCAUAGAGGAACUCGAAACUUUGAAAGACAUUUGCUCUCCUAAAACAGAUUAGUAGAAAUAUUUAA